AUGCUGAGGUAUUCACCAUUGGUUCUUCUCCAGGUUCUGACAUUACUCAGGGUUUCUCACUGCAUUGACAUGCAGGCACUUCUGAAAGCAUUCACAUCGGCAUGCCAAUCUCCAUCACCGAGCAAAGUGGUGAUUCCAAAAGGUGAGUUCAAGCUUGGUGAGAUCGAGCUGAGAGGUCCAUGCAAAGCUCCAGUCGAGAUCACCCUUCAAGGCACAGUUAAAGCUGACGGCAACUCUAUCGCCGGAAGGGAAAAAUGGGUUGUCUUCGGAAACAUGAAUGGCUUUAAGCUCAACGGAGGUGGAGUCUUCGACGGUGAAGGCAAUGCUGCUUGGAGGACCAACAAUUGCCACAAGACUUUCGAGUGCAAGAAACUUCCCAUCAGUAUAAGGUUUGAUUUCUUGGUGAACGCUGAGAUCAGAGACAUAACUUCGAUCGAUGCCAAGAACUUCCACAUUAACGUGCUGGGAGCCAAGAACAUAACCAUGGAUAACCUCAAGAUCUUUGCUCCAGCAGAGAGUCCCAACACUGACGGUAUCCAUAUGGGAAGAAGUGACGGAAUCAAGAUCCUAAACACUAAGAUCGCCACCGGAGAUGACUGCAUCUCUGUCGGAGACGGGACGAAGAACCUUCACGUCGAGAAAGUCACUUGCGGUCCAGGACACGGAAUCAGUGUCGGAAGCCUUGGAAGAUACGUACACGAGCAAGAUGUCUCCGGCAUUAGGGUCAUCAACUGCACUCUCGAACAGACCGACAACGGGUUGAGGAUCAAGACAUGGCCGUCUGCUGCUUGCUCCACCACCGCCUCAGACAUUCAUUUCCAGGAUAUCAUCCUCAAGAACGUCAGCAACCCAAUCCUCAUCGACCAAGAGUACUGUCCUUGGAACCAAUGCAACAAGCAGAAGCCAUCAACUAUUAAGCUGGUGAACAUAAGCUUCAAGAAGGUCAGAGGAACAUCAGGCAACAAGGACGCAGUGAAGCUAUUGUGCAGCAAGGGAUAUCCAUGCCAGAACGUGGAGAUUGGAGACAUUGACAUUAAGUACAACGGAGCCGAUGGUCCAGCGACUUUCCAGUGCUCGAACGUAAGUCCCAAGCUUUUGGGAAGUCAGAGCCCUAAAGCGUGCAGCGGUCCAGUGACCAAGGCACUCUAA
Microthlaspi erraticum is the source of this 1149-nucleotide messenger RNA. The record is from the annotation of a GenBank genome assembly. NCBI's taxonomy places the organism in Eukaryota, Viridiplantae, Streptophyta, Magnoliopsida, Brassicales, Brassicaceae.